Messenger RNA from Salmo salar (Atlantic salmon), 2680 nucleotides. The record is from RefSeq and is a predicted model, not a curated record. Lineage: Eukaryota; Metazoa; Chordata; Actinopteri; Salmoniformes; Salmonidae.
CGGGGUGGGUGCACAGCCCAAGUCCGAGUGACCAAAAGCAGUCCGCUCCCCUCCGAUCAUUCUCAGUGCCUACCUUCACACACGCAAGCACCCUGAGCAACCUCUCACCAUUGGCCAGGUCCCCUAGCCCUCAGCAUCUCCAUCACGGCUGAAGGGACCAUUCAAGAAAACAGGAGACAGAGGUGGACUAUGAGGAUGUUGGCGAGGCUCAUAUUGGGACUCUUCGUCCUCAAAGCAGUGGUGGCCAACCCCAGAUUUGCCCGGCAGUUGGAAUUAGACACGUACGACAGCGCUAACUAUGAUGUGGAUCUAGAAAACUUGAAUUUAGAGAACCAGGAUGUCUAUGAUUAUGAAGAUGGACUGACUAUUGACGAACCUCAGAUAGAGAUUGGCACACUGGCCCCACCAGAUUAUAACUACCCUGGACCUGGGGGCCCUGCAUCACUGGAGGAGGAAGAGGAGGAGGAGUUGCCCCUAAGACCCCAGCUCAUCCCCCAAGGCUCAGGGGGGUCUGGGGUACUCAUGGGCCCCGACGCACAGGGAGAGGAGGAGCUGCGCCUGAGUCCCAUUGACAUUCUUCAUAUCUCCGGGGACUUCGGGGGUUCCACGGGUUCUGGAGGUUCCGGUGGCUCUGGGGUUUCCGGAGGUUCUGGGGGUUCCGGAGACCUUUUGGCUUCCGGUUCUGGAGACCUUUUGGCUUCCGGUUCUGGGGACCUUUUGGCUUCUGGAGGCUCAGGGGGUUCCAGGGAAAUUGGUUCAGCAGGUUCUGGGGAUCUUGGUUCUGGGGGUUCCAGGGUCCUUGGUUCCGGAGACUCUGGGGGUUCCGGGGACCUUGGAUCCGGAGACUCUGUGGGUUCCGGGGACCUUGGAUCCAGAGACUCUGUGGGUUCCGGGGACCUUGGAUCCGGAGGCUCUGUGGGUUCCGGGGACCUUGGAUCCGGAGACUCUGUGGGUUCCGGGUACCUUGGAUCCGGAGGCUCUGUGGGUUCCGGGGACCUUGGAUCCGGAGGCUCUGUGGGUUCCGGGGACCUUGGUUCUGGAAGCUCUGGGGGUUCCAGGGACCUUGGUUCUGGAGGCUCUGGGGGUGUCGGGGAUCUUGGUUCCCAGGGCUCUGGAGGUUCCGUCACCCUCCUAGGCUCAGGGGGUUCCGGGGUCAUAUUGGGUUCCAGUACUGGGGGUUCCGGAGGUUCUGGAGGUUCCGGGGACUCAGGAAUAAUAAUUAUAUCUGGAGAGGAGGAGCUGCCCCUCAUUCCUGACACUACCCCCCAGGAGGCAUCGGGUGCUUCUGGGGAGUCCGGGGCCUCUGGCACCUCAGGGGCCUCAGGGCCUGGGGGCUCCGACUCUGGUGUGUCAGAGGUCACAUUAAUCCCUGACCCUGAUGAAGAGGAGGAAGUGCUCCUGACUACUCCGAAAACCCCUCAGGAGUCUGGAGGUACAGUAGGCUCAGGGGGCUCUGGGUUGCCAGAGGUUGACUUGGACAUUAAAGGUAUGCCUACCUGCCUGCUGUGCACCUGUCUGGGUGGUUCUGUCUACUGUGAUGAUGUGAAGCUGACGAGCGUGCCGCCUCUCCCCAAAGAGACCACUCACUUCUACGCCCGCUACAACCACAUCACCAAGAUCAACAAGGGCGACUUCGCUCAGAUGAACAAGCUGAAGAGGAUCGACUUGACCGCCAACGAGAUUGCUUCCAUCGCUGAUGAUGCGUUCUCCGGCCUGCCCGUGCUGGAGGAGCUGGUGCUCCGUGAGAAUGGCGUGUCACAGCUGCCUGCCCUUCCGCCCGUGAUGACCCUUAUCGACGCCAGCCACAACAACAUUGGCGCCACAGGCAUCCACAAAGAGGCUUUCAAGGACAUGACGGGUCUGCUGUACCUGUACCUAACAGACAACCACAUCGACCACAUCCCUGUGCCCCUACCGGACAGCCUGCGCUCUCUGCACCUACAGCGCAACAACAUUCAGAUGAUCCACGAGGACACGUUCUGCAACCUGAAAGAUUUCAACUACAUCAGGAACGCACUGGAGGACAUUCGCCUGGACGGCAACCCCAUUAACCUCAGCAGGACCCCACAGGCCUAUGUAUGUCUGCCCCGCGUCCCCAUCGGAGCCCACAUCUAACCACACACUGAUCAAUACACACGCAUCUUCACACAGCUCAACUCAUUGUCUACGAGACAUAUGUACAUACCAUACACACACGUACCUAAUGGAGAAAGAUCCUAAAAGUUGUCCAGUCUCAGUUCAAUUGCAAUCUGCACAUACAGUAAACACCGGAAACACACUACCUACCUUCCCUAAUUUAAGCCUGGUCAGUUGUUGAUUGCAUACAUAACACACAGUGAGAGAGAUGGUGCGUAUCUCUCAUUCCUACACACACACACAAAUACACACCAGAUAACUUUUUGUCAAAAGCCAAACUGUUCAGCAACUUGAAGCAAACAAAAAGACAAGGAAAAUGUGACAUUUUAUUGAUCCAACAAUCAAACAUUGUUUCAUGUCUGUUCACGACUGGCAAUGACAACCAGUAAUAUUGUUUAAAUAUGUUUUUGUAAAGGAAAAAAUUAUAUUACAGAAAUCUAACACUAUUUAAAAAAAACUAUUAUACUAGCAUAAACUAAUUGAAGCUGAAGCUUACUGGAACGCUAAAUUGAAUAUCAAUGCAAUAAAAGAAGCAAUUAAACAA